Molecule: messenger RNA, 1345 nt
Organism: Rhagoletis zephyria (snowberry fruit fly)
Lineage: Eukaryota; Metazoa; Arthropoda; Insecta; Diptera; Tephritidae
Product: chondroadherin
Source: RefSeq, a predicted model, not a curated record
CCAUCGUUGUUUAUAACUCGCAUACAUACUUACAUACAUAGUACAUAUAAAUACACACUGUAGAGCAGCACGUGCCGGCGCGCCAUUCCGUGCUCAACACUCCGUGAAAUGUGCAAUUCUUGGCUCCUCAUAAUUGCGAUUACACUGGAAUGCUUAUGGAAUUCGCAGCUGUCCGAAACAUCGAAAUCAUGUCCAGCCGAGUGCAUCUGCUUAUCACAGACACAAGUGCUGUGUAACACUGGCGGCCUGGAGCAGAUUCCAUUGCGGCAAUUACCCUCGACCGUCGAGAAUCUCGCAUUAACGAAAAACAAUUUCCCAGUCAUAAAACCGGAUUCGUUUGCCGGCUUGCGUGCGCUCAAGAAGCUUUCGCUGGACGGCAAUAAUAUCACACGCGUCAAACAGUUUGCCUUCCGCGGACUGCCGCGUCUCAAGGAGCUUUCCAUCCAGUAUACGCCAUUGCAGACGGUUGCCCAAUUCGCCUUCGCCGGUCUGCAGAAUCUCUCCACCAUCUUGCUGAGUCACAAUCAAAUUGCAACCAUCGAGGCCAACGCCUUCGCGGGCACUUCGAAUGUCAAGCUAAUUUUACUCACGAACAAUCCACUCAUACGCAUCGACAGCUCGGCCUUCUCAAGCCUAACCAAUGUCGGUCACCUGAUAUUGCCAUCGGGCAUACGUACCAUUGAGCCGGAUGCCUUCUUGGGCAUGGACACAGUGGGGCUACUAAAGCUUGCCUAUAUGGAUUUGAAGGAGCUAGCGCCGUACACCUUCCGCGGUCUGACGAAUGUGCUGUUGCUUACGCUGCAGGAGUCCGAUUUGGGCAUUAUAUGCGCGGAUGCUUUCACAGGACUGGCGCAAGUCGACAAAUUGCAAAUACUCAACAACAAAAUCGAUCAGAUUGAGGAGUUGAACUUCACCUACACAGCGGAUAUUAAGCUGCUCAAAUUCCUUGGCAAUCAUGUGCUGGAAACACCCGAUCCCAAUUCGAUUUUCAUCGAUGGCGUUGCACAACUAGAGUUGGUGAAUAAUCACUUUCCCUGCGGCUGCCAUAUACACACGCUGCUCGAUGGUCCACUGGUCGAGGGUGCGCAUAAUCUUAGCGAAUUUCUGCAGAAGAACUAUUGCAUUUCGCCAUUGGAUGUGAAUGGUCGCGCUAUGGCCGAACUUGACAUUGACUCGAUCGGCCGCUGUCAUGAUCAGCUGACGAAGGGCAAUCUCGGCUCGUCAGCCUCGUCGAUGGCGCUAAGCGUCAAUGUAACAUUGCUCAUCGCUGCGACUACAAUUGAACUGAAAAUCUUGCGCACCAUUUCGGAGCAGUUACUCUUGCUGUGGCAGUAUAGAACGCGUG